UGGUAGUUAAUAUUUAAUAUUUUUGUUUUGUUUUUUAUUUUGUAAAGAACCAUUCAGACAUUCGCUCUCACCACGAGGUCACCCUUGCCGGCUACAUGAUUGCUGUUAGGCUCCCCCUGUGUUUUUUACAGUCUCUGGUUAAAACACUUUGGCCCCUUUGCUGGUUUUGUUUAUGUUUUGAUUCGCUGCAUUGGGACAUUUUCUUCAACUGAAAAUAAUUGUGUGAGUUCAUAAUAGUGUGUGGCAGCUAAACAUCGGUUUUACGUGUACUUUGAGGUUGUAAAAGGUUUGUUUUUGUUGAUGAAUUUUGUAAGAUUGAGGUAAAUGAGACCUGUAUUUUGAGCUAAGAUGGUUUGUGAAAUAAGGAAAAAGCUCACGUUCCGUAAAUACUGUAUGUCACACUCUUCAAGAGUGUUUUAUAUAAUUAAUUUGUCAGUAUACAUGUAGAUGUGACAUGUAAACACUUUGGAGUUCGUACUAAAGAAUAGGUUACAUGUUUAUGUCAGAGAAACACAUCUAGAUAUCCUGUAAUUUGUGGCCACAGGUUGAAAAGUAAGCAGCUGUUAGACCGUCUGCUCUGCUGUUACAAAGUAAAGCGCACAUGUAAAUAAAGCUUGAAUUAUUUGAUAAUACUACAGUUCAAAUGUCAUUCAACAGUAAAUUAAUUUUUUUUUUAAAUCAAAUCAAAUGAAUUUUGACCAAUAAAACGUGUUUAACCGCCACCUGUGUGUGCUACUAAAUUUUUCUUUGUGCUACUGAAAAUUUUAGGUUACUAGCACCAGUGCUACCACCUAAAAAAAGUAAGCGUACAGCCCUGCUGUUCUGAAAAAAAAUGCUAGGUCUAUCACUCGUUCUUUUGGCACAAGUGAAAAAACCAGAAAAGCUCUAGAACCAACACGUUUCCUUUUUCUUCCAUGCAGCGAAAGCAGGGGAAAAUGUCAAGGGAAUUUUAAUUUAGAGUGACAGUUUUUAACCCAAUCAGAUGACAGAAAGUUAAAGCAAUUCUCCUGCUUAGCCUAUGCAUAGAAGGCAUUCGGUUCCGAGGCGGAGCUUCUCCUGUUUGUCCAAGUACGAAAAAGCAUUGUAUAGCCUACUAUACUAUACAUUGGGACUCUGUAGGGGCAGGCAAACAACAUUGAAACUGAAGUGAUGCGCUGAGGCUAAGGUUGAUUCACCUUCGCUGGAUUGCCAAGGAAUUCCAUUUUUAUCACUUGUUCGGAAGGACAAAAAUCAUUGGAUGCCUUGAGUAAGAAGACGGACCGCACAGAGAAAAGGUUGAGGUGAUGGGCAAGGGCCAGAAACGCAAGCUCCCGGAGGCUCCUGAAGGGGGCAGCGCAGAGCGGGGCAGCGUGGUGUACGAGCUCCAGCGGCAAUCCGUGCUGGACCUCUCACUGGACAAGUUCCAGCGCUGUCAGACACUGGCUGAGCCCAGACUUCUGCACUCGGUGCUGAUCACCAACACCCUGCGGCACAUCCAGGAGGAGAUCCGGCAGGAGGCCCCGCCUCCCGCGCCACCGAGAGGAACCCCGGAGCCCCACCCCCAAGGAGAGGCCCCUCCCACCCGGCCGCCCGCCUCGAGCCGGCCCGUGGGCUUGGAGGACGCCGGCGAGGACUGGAUGGCCCUGUCCUCUGAGGAGGACUUCUCCCUGUCUUCAGCCGUCUGCUCCAUCCUCAAGGACCUGGACACGGUCAUCGAUGGCGGCCUGGCGGUGCCGCGGCCGCCCCUGGGGUCCAUCGAAAACCUCCCCGGGGAGGCGGGGACCAGGCGGGAGGGCGGGGCCGGGCCACGGAGGGCGGAGCGGUGCAGCGAGGGCUGCCGAGCACCGGAGGGCGCCGUCUUCGGAAGCCUCGAGGUCAUGCGGUCCAGCUACCUCCGCGACGUGGCCCUGGACGACCUCUUUCUGGACAUCGACACGUCGGCGUAUGAGCGGGACGCCGCCCCCCUGGGGGCCAGGACCCUUUCCGGCACCGCCGGCGACGAGCUGCUGAAGUUCCUGCCGGCGCUCGCGUCUUCCGCCGCCUCGCCCUUCCCCCACAGUCCCAGCGCGCGCGACCUCAGCGACCUCGAGCACAUCAUGGAGAUACUGGUGGGGUCCUGAGACUGCCAAGCCGGUGUUCCCUUUCAAAAAUUAACUGAAAACCAGACGAGACUGAAGAGGGCACAAAUGCAAUGAGACAGUCAUGUGAAAGUAAAAUAUGAUAUAUGCAGGUAUUUAGAAGCAAAGUGAAUAAUGAAAAAUACUCAGUUACAGUUCUUGUCGUACUGGUAAAGUCUACAUAAUUUUUAUAUAUGAGAGAUACAGUUUAGGGAUAGCAAUCUUGUGCCUUUUAAGAUAUGUAGUCUAUUUUGUAUUUUAGCAGUUGUUUCCUUAUUGUUUGCUAAAGAGGCUUUAUUUAAGGUGGAUCGUGGAUGCUUCAGUGCGAAUGCACUGAACUUUCUGAUUUGAGCAUAGAAUAGAGACUGAAUAUUCAAAGUGUCACAGUUACCAGGCGGUUAAAUUUGUGGAUGUGGUUGUGUCAGGGUCACUUGAGAGAUUCCUUAACUCCGUCCUUCAGGCAGCUGUGCUGUUGGCCAUGUGAAGGAGGACAAACGCUGAAAUACCGGGUCUGUCUUCAGACGCUGAAAUACUGGGUCUGUCUUCAGACGCUGAAAUACUGGGUCUGUCUUCUGUGAAGAUUUCCCUUUCAUCGAGUUCGGCUCAGAAUUUGACCCGUGACAUUUCUGGUGACCUAACAAAAAAUUGAAUAUACUGAAAUUAUAUACGGAAAUGGAAAACAAAUAUUAUGGCGAUAUUGGAACACUUCACAAUAUAUGGGCAAAAAUACAAAUUAUUGCCACUUUAAGAAACUGCUGUAUAUACGUAGAUGAAUACAGCUGUGAAUUAUAUUUUGUUUUAUAUAUAUAUAUAUAUAGUUAUAUUUUUACGAAUGAAGUGCACAUAUUUAUGUAUAUUCUUUUCACGCGAGGAAGCUGGCCUUGCUUUAAAAUGCCACCUGCUUAUGCGGGUGCAAGUCGGGCAUUGAUCAUUAGAGGGCUGAUCUCCCUCUGUUUACAAGAGCCCGACCCUUCCUUCCAACCGCCGUCUGCAAAACAAAUUCCAGUUGGUUUUCCUGGCACCUCAAAUCUGACAUCCCCCUCACAACAACCACUCUGAUGCUGAGACGCGUAAUAUUACAAGUGCAGUAUUUUGCUCUGCCGCGUGAUAGUCUCCGAUACUCGCACUACCUCAUUUUCACCCCUUCCGUGCCCUCUUGCCCCUGGCGUCAGCCCCUCGUGGCUGAUUGGAGCUGGCCUCUCGCUGAUUGUCGUUGUGCAGCCGGUGAGCCCUCCUUCAGAAGCGGGCGUGUCCAGCCGGUUUCGGCGGGUGUGCCCCUGCUCUCUGCAGGGCACGGCUUGCUUUGUGUCAGGCCGGGGAUGCAGAUUGAUACUCGUCAGGGUAAACGUUCAGCACAUUCACUCUUUUACGGAGGUUCCGCAGGUUUUGUCUGUCAGAGGGAUGCUGCCGUUUGUAGCGGUCUUGUACGUGUAUUCCUAGAACCAGGAAGUCCAAAUUUUGUAUCCGAUGCCAGUUUUACAGGGCGUUCUUUGAUGAAAAAUAUCCGUAUUAGUUUCAUUGUGUUCCCUUUAAUGGAGAGCCAGGUGAAGCCGUAUUCCUGAAGUGUGUGUGUGUCCUAUUUUUCUAAAUGUACAGCUCUGAUACUCUCUGCCAUGUUGGGCCAUUUGAAAGGGACAGGCACACUUGUCUUAUAAAAGCAGUUGUUCAGAAAGGACUGCAGUUCUGUGAUAUAAUUUGGAUCAACCUGUAUUGCAAGGUGGGAAUUAAAUGAGCCUAUUAGGGCUUAUUGCUAGUUGCCUAACUGUACCGGCAAUUGGUUUUCCAGUGAACAUUUCUAAGUAGAUGAGAUGUGUUUGCUACAUGUCAGUUCCUGUCUGAAAAUUUAUUAUAGACGGUGUUUUUAUUUUGUUCAUGUUGUCUAACCCUGGUUUUUGCUCAUACUGUAAAACCAAAUUAAGAACUUUAAAAACCUGGUUUAUGCAUAAAAACAGAUGCUUUGGACUUUUAAAAAAAUGUGGUGUGUAUUAGCAUUAACAUUGAGGUUUGGCCUCAGUUUCAUGCCGUUUUUAAAUUGCACUUAGUACUGUAUUUAACGGACAUUUCUUCCGUGGCUUUGCAAAUUUCUCAUGUUGAACUACAACAACUUUCUAUUUCUCAACCAUGUCAAUGGCUGAUUAGUAGCCGACUCAGCUACUGUUAAUGAGGGGAAAAUGUUAUUGAGUUAAUACGAUUUUGGUUUAAUAUUAAUUUGUGCUAUUUAUAAGCAACACUGUGCCAUUGUAGAGAAAAAAUGGUUUACGUGUACUGUUAUUUGUUCCUCAUUACAGAUUGUAAUAUAAAGCAGAUCUGAGUAUUUUUAAAAGGUAGUUAUUUUGAAAAUGGUGCUUUUAUUUGAAACCUCUGCAACAGUGCUUUACAUAAUGCUAAGCAUGAGUCAUUUCUACAUGUUUAGAUCAAGCCAAGCAAAGCAUUGUGGAAAAUGAAUUUGUAAUUAUUUAUUACACAAUGACUGAUAAUGUUUGAAAUUUAAAUUAUUUUGUGUGACUGAACACCCCUUUAUGGAUGAAGUGCUCAGAAGAGUAGAUGGCAGGAGUCGCACCUUCAUGGGAGAAUGGGGAAAAGCCUGGAGUUACUGUGAAGUACGCUGUCUAUGCAAACACUACAAAGUGUUAAACUGUUCCUGUUUUAAUAACUUUCGUAAUUAAAAUAUAUUACAUUGAAAAA
Messenger RNA from Anguilla rostrata (American eel), 4781 nucleotides. RefSeq names its product SERTA domain containing 3 (gene sertad3). Gene Ontology annotation, cellular component: nucleus. The record is from RefSeq and is a predicted model, not a curated record. The coding region runs from base 1284 to 2099 and encodes 271 amino acids. Gene Ontology annotation, molecular function: transcription regulator activity. Lineage: Eukaryota; Metazoa; Chordata; Actinopteri; Anguilliformes; Anguillidae. The transcript has 2 exons.